GCAAGCAUGCUAACCUUUCAAUUUGUGAGAAAUCCGAGGGCUUGAGGGAGAUGUUGAAGGACUUGGCUGGGUGAGAUCGUUAGGGUCGUUCGUUGGUGAGGGAGUUCACUGCCAAUAGAGAUGUAGCUGAAGAUCCGGCGGCGAUGGCGAGGGAGUUCGCUGUAUGCGUCUGGGAGCGGUAGGGAGAAAUUGAAGGAUUGAUCGAGGAUUUCAAGUUUAUUUCCUUCGGGGAUUAACCGUUCCAUUUGUUUUCAAUUGAGCCACCAGGAUUAGAAGAAGAGAUGGAUGGUGAUCUUCUGCUCGGUCACUUCGUCGGAGGGAGGAAGAGGAAAAGGGACGCGACCAAGCAAGGCAGAAGCAUGUGCUCUUCCUCUCGUGGCGAAGAUAGUCCUCCUCGGGAGCAGGUCGUGAUCGAGGUGGAGGACCAGGAUGAUGUAGCUCUAGAAACAGGGACGAUGGCGAUCAACCCCCCGCCGCGCUCUCUGAUGCUGGGUGGCAACUUAGCUGGGUCGUCCCAGGGAGCAUGCGACACUGGGGAUGAGGCAAGGAAGGCGGUGGAAUAUAAGCAGAGAGAGCUGCAGGAGGUGGUCGCUCGCCUCACAAGAGAGUUGGAGGAGGAGAAGGGUCGCUCAUUGUCUUCCGAAGUGGGGUCCAUUUCUGCCCGCGUUGCUAGGUUGGAGGGGGAGAAGACCGAUCUGAUUCGGAAGCUGGAGGCGGAGAAGAGCGACCAGGUCCGUCAAGUGGAGGAGGUGAUCGAGUCCUUCAAAUCUUCUCCUGACUUCGCUGCGGUCGCUAUGGAGCGGAUGGACGAGCUGGUAGCCGAAUGGCUAAAAAUCGAGCCCGGGGUCCAAUGGACGGUCAAGGAGGGAAAAAAGUCGUUCAACUGCGGACUCUUUCGUGCCCAACAAAUUUUUCGCAACAAGCUUGUUAGUCGGUUUAGUCAUUGUGCCUACGCCUUAGAGGGGGGGUGAAUAAGGCGUUUGAAAACUUUUCGGAGUUAAAUAAAAACGGUGUUGGCAAAUGCCGAAGCAAUAAGUAAAACGCAAAAAUAAAAGUGUUAAGUAAAAGACACACCAAUUU
This is a messenger RNA of Cuscuta campestris, 1080 nucleotides long. Lineage: Eukaryota; Viridiplantae; Streptophyta; Magnoliopsida; Solanales; Convolvulaceae. The record is from the annotation of a GenBank genome assembly.